UCCUCUGCUCUACCUACUUAUUAUACAUCAUUUCUCCACAUUGUUCAUCAGCUCUCUUUAUCUUUAUCUAGCUCUCUCUUUCUACCCUUACGCAUAAGAGUUCUCGAUGGCCCGAAAGAUGGAAGCUAAAGGCGGAAAGGGAGGGAAUCAAUGGGAUGAUGGAGGCGACCAUGAAAAUGUAACAAAGAUACAUGUACGAGGUGGUCUUCAAGGAAUUCAAUUCAUCAAGUUUGAUUAUGUCAAGGCUGGACAAACAGUUGUUGGACCAAUCCAUGGUGUAUCAGCUAAAGGUUUCACACAAACGGUAAGCAUGUUAAAUAUAGAAAUACCUAAACUUUUUUUAUUUUGUAAUAUGUAUGAUGUUAUAUAUAGAUGCACAUAUCCAUGGGACAAAAUCAUUGGGUUCACACUUGAAGUCCCUAGUGGAAACAAAAUCAUUGGGUUCCAUGGAUCUGCUGAGGCAAAUCUAAAAUCUCUUGGAGCUUAUUUCACACCACUUGCUGCCAUUAAAUUGGAAUACCAAGGCGGUUCUGGAGGCAGCCCAUGGGACCAGGGUUAUCACACCGGCGUAAGAAAAGUCUAUGUUGCAUAUGACUCCACUGGGAUAUCGCAUAUCAGGGUCGACUACGACAAAGACGGCAAAGUGGAAACGCGUCAAAACGUGGAUAUGUUACAUAUGAAUCCGCCAGGAAAACCAAACGAGUUUGCAGUGGACUAUCCAUAUGAAUAUAUUACAUCAAUGGAGGUGACCUGUGACAUAGUCCGUGGCAGCACAGACCGAGUUAGGUCGUUAAGUUUCAAGACAUCAAAAGACAGAACAUCUCCUACAUAUGGACAUAAGGGUGGGCGAACUAUCGUGUUUGAGAGCAAAGGGAGGGCUCUUGUCGGGCUCCAUGGAAGGAGUUGUUGGGCUAUGGAUGCUAUAGGUGCAUAUUUUGGUACGAUCCCUAUUCCUCCUCCUCCUCCCACGGAGAAACUACAAGGAAAAGGUGGUGAUGGAGGUGAAUCAUGGGAUGAUGGAGCUUUCGAUGGUGUGAGAAAGAUAUAUGUGGGACAAGGUGAUAAUGGUAUUUCAUCUGUCAAGUUUGUGUAUGACAAGAACAACCAGUUAGUCCUAGGAGAAGAGCAUGGAAAGAAGACUAUGCUUGGAUACGAAGAGUUCGAGUUGGAGUAUCCGAGUGAAUACAUCACGGCAGUGGAGGGUUAUUAUGAAAAAACAUUUGGAAGUGACUCUGCAGUAAUAAUCAUGCUUAAGUUCAAGACCAAUAAACGAACCUCUCCGCCUUUUGGAAUGGAAUCUGGCGUUAGCUUUACACUCGGGAAGGAAGGUCACAAAGUGGUCGGGUUCCAUGGAAAAGCUAGCCACGAGCUUCAUCAGAUUGGGGUUAGUGUCGCACCAAUCACCAAGUGACGUCCUUAAACUAUAUUCUCAUAUUGAAUUUGACCAUGCAUGUUGGUUAAGGGCCUCUCUCGUAUCUCCACCCCUUUACUACGUACGUGUGUAGUCUCCAAUGGUUUUAUUUUGAAAUCUAUUUCAAUUAAGCAAUCUCGUGUAAUAACAGCAAGGUUUUCGAACCAGGUUGACUUUUAACUAUUAAAGGAUAAUCUAUUUUAUUGUUGACAAAAUAAUAAAGAA
Messenger RNA from Camelina sativa (false flax), 1636 nucleotides. The record is from RefSeq and is a predicted model, not a curated record. NCBI's taxonomy places the organism in Eukaryota, Viridiplantae, Streptophyta, Magnoliopsida, Brassicales, Brassicaceae.